ACUGUAUCGUAAGACCAUGAUCUUGAAGUGUAAAAACCUCAAGUAUCUCGAUGACAGACCUGUAUUCCCAAGAGAUCGUGCCUGUGCAGAAGCUUGGUAAGUGGCGAUUAAUUCGAACAAUCGUACUUGAUAAUGAUAUUUUUCUUUUAAAUCGAUCAGAGCUUUAAAUUUAGAAAUGAUACAAUUACUCGUACUAUAAUACUUUCUACGGAGGAAUGAAAAUAUAGAGUCGAUGUAGUGUAACAAGCUAACGAAACUGUUACGAAGACAGGAUGCGAGGAGGACCCGAAGAAGAAGCAGCUGAGAGGAAACGCUGGAUCGAGGCGGAGCAGAAGAAAAUCAAUGAUAGCGUGCAAGCCCUGAUAAACAAAAGGAAGCUGUACAAACCGGUCGGGACGUCCGAAAAGGAGGCGGAGGAUAAGAAGAAGACGAAGGAGGACGAAGAAGUAGCCACGACCACGCUUGUCUGCACGAGCGACGAACUGCUCAACUUGGAGAAGAAGAAAAAGUCGGAUGGUACCUCAUCCUCCAACAGCUCGUCCGCGUCCUCGUCAUCGGACGAAGAGGUGGAGAACGCCGAGGUGGACGAUGAUGGAACUGGGCAAAAAGGAAUCGAGAAAAGUGACGGAAGGAGGCCAAUGGCGGAGGAAGGAAGAACAGCCUCCGGCGAUCUUGGCAAGGAAAUUUUGUUACCCUGGAAAACACAGGUCACGACACGUAAGGAGCCGAAACAGUUAGUAGAAGAGAUUGAAGAAACGAAAGAAUACGUGGCAGGAGACGCAGAACGGAAAAGGUUCGGGACGAAAAUUUUGGACGAUCAACGAUGUAGCGACGAUCUACCAGGUGGUUAUUCUGUUGGAAGAGAACUGGCCCAUUACGAGAAACUUGUCCUGGAGACGACCAACGAGACCGAAAUUACUCCACCGUGCUGUAAGCAGGGGAAGAACGACGAUAGUAAAUUACACACCAAUUCCGAAUACGAUUACCGCGACAAGAAACACUUGGUUGAAAGUCACAAAACGUUUCGAGGAUGCUCUCCUUGCUUGAGCCCUUUCGAUAGUAUCAGUGAAAUUUUACGAGUCACAAAUCGUCAUAAGUUUUUACAAAUCAACCUUGACAUGCUCGAAAUUGGUAAACAAUGGAUAAACCGCAAAUUCAUACCUCUAUGCUUUUUGCUUUUGUGUAUUACGUACAUUCUAUGCAUUUUUGCGCUUCUUAAUUUCCGUCCUAUUCUCAUUUUAGCUGAAGAAAAAUCAUUUAAGGAUUCGUCGGUUUGUUGUAAUAUUUUGGAUUGGUCGAAUGGCAGAAACAAGAAAGAAGAGAAUAUCGUAAAUAACGUGAAGGAUAAACCUCUGUGUAAAGAUAUCCUGGACAAUUAUUGUAGAAAAGAUGAACCACAUCCUUUAACCAGUCAACUGAGUAGCAUCAGAGAAGACAUGAAAGAGUUCUGCGCUGAUGUGGAUAAAUUUAUUGAAGACAAUAAGAUCGUUUUCAAAAAUGGCGAAGUGAAAAGACUGUGGGGCGAGAAAGAGGAAAUUAACGCUGGAAUCAAAUUUGAUAAAGAUAAUGAAGAAAAAGGAAAGGAUUCGUCGAAUAAAGAAAAAGAUUUUAAAUGGUGGAACACGAAGGAGAGAAAGUUAAGAGUUAAGGAGAUUUUGAAGAGUAGAGAAGAAGAAAGUAAAAGAUCGAAGAAUGUUAAAAAGAUCGAAAUUAUCGAGGACGUGGCAGAAAAAAUCUCAGAAUCUUCAAACAAAGAAGAAACUAAAGAAAAUAAGGAAGUUUCGUCUUCGCAAAGUGUUUACGAUUUAUUAAAUCUAAAAACGUGUCCCACGAUUCUACUGAGCAAUGUAAAAUCUUAUCCUAGAAAUGAAGAUGCUUCUAUGUUAUGCGAAUCUGCCAAGAAACAAGGCAACGAAGAUCGUUCCUCGGGUUUGUUCAAUUCGCUGUUCAACGAGAUGGAGUGUAGAGAUUCGAGCAAUAAGCGUGAAAAAAUGUCAAAGUCCAUUAGCUCUCACGAAUUGCUGACUUUAGAAGAAGCAGAGGAAGCUGUCGAGGAAACAGCACGGUCAUCCAGUUGUACUGAUAUAAUUCUUUCAGAUCAAGAGAAUUUUCAGAACAAAUCUGUUCGUAUAGAAAUCACGGGUGCAGAUCCUGUGAAUGCCACAUUGCUCGAUGACGACGAAGAAUCAGAGAGUGAAUCUGUGAAAACUGUAAUUAACAAUUAUGAAGAAAUUAACCGGGAAGAAGAUACACGAACAAAUAUCGCAAAAGAAAAUAAUUCUGAAUGUGUUUCUGAUAGUUCAAACGUUACUGGAGUGCAAAACAAAAUGCAACAGCUAGAUACCACGUUCGACGGUACUGUAUCUUCGAGCGUUGAAAAGUCUAGUCAAUCGUCUAAAUCGCAUAAAAGAUCGCGAGAUUGCGAAUAUCUGGAUGUAGUCAGCAAAAAAUCCCAUCUAAUCGAAGAAGUGGAUAUUGAAAAAGACAGGAGCGAUGGAAGAACGACUGGUGAAGUGUUUGAAAAGUGUAGACGGCAUUUCAUGAAAGAGGCAAAGAAGUUUGUACAAAAGGAAUCGCCUCUGAUCAACCAGUGCAUAGAAAGCUUGAUAACAAAUAGAAAUUCAGAGGGAAAUUGGAAGAUACAGAGUAGUCAAGAGGAUUUCUUAAGUUUUACAACUGCGAACUUAAACCCUGAUUUUCGUUGUGGGAAAAAUUCGGUUAAUUCGGAGGAGAAAAUGAUUUCUUCGCGUGAACAAUCUCACGUGAAGCCGAGAAGCAUUUCGAGUGUUCAAAAUUUCGAAGAUGAUCGAGCAAGUAGGAAAAAAUCGGAUUCGUGUACUGAUCGACGAUCAGAAAUGGCAUCGAUUACCCAGCUUCUAAACCAAUCUCAUAGCACGGAGAAGCAUUCGUCAAAUAUAUGCACUGAUCUCUACCAAGAAUUCUGCAAUCAUUUGGAUCAGAUGAACAGUAAAAGAAAGCUUCUAAUCGAGCCAGAUUUCGUAAAAAAUAGCAGGGCAAUUGGCAGUGAACAGACAGACGACCUUCUAUCGUCAAGGGAGACCAAACAGUCGAAAGAAGAACAAACAAAACCAUUGAUCGAGGAGAUUUCAGGAAAUUCAACAAACGUAGACGAAUUAGAAAAACUUGAAGAACUAUCUGUUCAUCUCGAAGAUCUUGGAAUGGACGCAGCGUUUAAGGAUAAGAUAUUAAAGAGCAUAAGUGCUCCAAAAACUGAGGAGCAGAGAAAAAGAGCAAAAAAGUCGGCCGAGAAGUUGAUGAAGACUUCCAGAGAAGCAAUGGCGAAAGGAAAAUCUUUGCUAGAACAGUCUUCCCCUGUCAGUAAUCAGAACAAAGAUCUUGAUCAUAGUAGGAGAUUUUUCAUGAACCUGUUAGCAGAGGCUUUGGAGGAAAAUAAGCAUAAGGACGUUGAUCCCACGAAGAGUAUCGAUGACAAAUCUGAAUCAGGUUCAAUCAUCGAAACAGUUUCAGAUAUUUCGAAGAAUACUGUCGUAAAAAUAGAAGAAGCUGCAAGAUUAUCGUCGGUUGAUAAUAACAGGAGUCAGGGUAGUGAAAUUCUUGAUACAGGGAGAGAAAACGUUGUCAGGGCGAGGAAAAGUUUGGAAAUGCAGAUGGUUCAGGAAAACUGAAGGAAGAUCGAAACUGAAACACACAAAGCUUUGAGAGAAUGUUAGUAUUUAGAAAAAAGAAAAUCUAAAAAUAAUUGACUUUUCAUAUACCAUGAAAGAAGAAAAAAAAAUCGUAGACUCUGUAAGUUAAGUUGUACGACUGUAUUUCUGUUACUUUGUAUUCAAGUAAACGAAUUAUUACGUUCCAACUAUUCGUGCAUCGAAAAAAAGCCACGAGUCUAAAAAUCAGAUUUCGAUCCAUCUCUAAAAGGAAAAAAGAAAAUAUGGUAAACAUUUCACGAGAAGAAUAAUCUAAACGAUGGAUAGCAAAGUUAGACGGACCUUCUACUACGUACACUUUAUUUUUUUUUGUCCACACUCACAUCAAUUAUAUAAUAAUAAUAACGAUGAUGGCGGUGAUCUGGUGAACCAUAAUUAAUAGUAAGAAUAAUUAAUCUGUAAUUAUGUGACAAUCGGCUGCUUGCAAACGAAACAAUAGUCUCCGACGUUCUUAUGUUCUCGUCGUUCUCGAGGGCACCCGAAUUUCAAACGAACAUCCUGGCGCCCUCGCAAAGCUUGGCAAAAAGCUCGUGAUACUUUUUUUAUACGUUUAUAUAGGAUGAUAUCGGAAUGAAAAUUUUUUCCUUCCGUCGCAAAAUCGCGCCGAACCUUCCUCUUGUUCCUCUUGUUUCAUUUUUUCCCCAUUUUGCCUUUUCCCUUAUAUGACUCUUCUCAGACACAUUUAUCCGCUUUCACAUCCCCACUGUUAGCAUUUUGUAUCUCGUUUAUUUCUGUUCGACCAUUCCCCUUUCCGUUCGCUUUACCUCGUAAUAUAUGCUAUACGACGUAUUUUUUAUUUCGCGUGCUCUUACAAUUAAGAACUACCUUACUGUUCUGACUCACCGCAGGAAGUAAAGAAACGUACAGAUACAUUAUGCUCCACUGUUUCUAUAAUUAUUACAAUAAUAGAUUUAUAAAUGUCCAUUUUCCCCGUCUCAAACUCUCCCACUCAUUCUACCACUCUCGUAUCGAUCAUUUUCUCACGCGACCAGACGAAAUCAAACGUUCUCAUACGUAAUUCGUAAAAUCUCUUCGUACCGUGUUCUCUUUUUUCGCUUUCACACACGCACGCAUUCGGUUGCUCCCUAAUUGUAAGUUAUUUUUCUGAACUAUACCGAGUGCCGAGGAAGCGGUUUUCGACGACCAGAGACCUGAAACAGAGAUUUUACUUGAGAAAAAAAAGACAGAUCUAUUUGUGUAUCGACGAAUAUCGAUUAAAUAGAGAUCGUAAAGAUACAGAUCAAAUAUUAUCUUAUUUCUCUUUUGGGAUCAUCGAACGACUCUUCCUGGCCACGUCGUGUAUACGUCUCUUUGGGUUUACUUUUGCUUACUAUCGUAUUGUUAUAGUGUAGGUUGCUGUUAUUCCUGUCGCAGUUUAAUUCAUUAUUUUAAUGCAUGACAGCCCUUACACGUUUACGGCUUACGUUACGUUACAGAAAGAGAGUACCUUAACGUCUAUACUUGUUUUUUUGUUUUGUUUAGUAUUAAAGAGUUUCCUCGGGUUAUUAUUGAAAAAAGUUUUCGAGAAGCUCGCCGCUCUGAACUCCCUUUCUCUUCCCUUGAGAAUUUUUCUAUCCUCGUUUUUGCGAUUCAGAAGCUUGAUAACGGCGACUUCGUGAGAGAAAAUGGGCGAUCCACUUUUGUUUUUUCCUUUCUCUAUGCUGGAUAUAUUUAAAAUCGAACAGCGCGAUCGAAUGAAAACGUAAAUUGCGACGGACUCAUCGCGUAGUCCGCCGAGAACACGACAGAUACGACGAAUUUGCAAUCGCGUCGUGAAGAAACGAAGAACUCGUAACAAAAAUCACCCUCGUCUGCGUACAUUCUUUGCCAAUAAAUUCUAGCAUUUGAAUUUCUGUUCGAUACAUCUGAAUUUUCUUCAAUAAAAUUGUUAAAUAAAAUUUGUCGUAAAUGUAUCCGUAAUUAUUUCAUAGAGGAAUCGUGUUUGUUUAAAACAUGAAUUUGUGGGGCAACAAUAGAAGUUAUUUUUACAACUAUUAAAUUUAUGAAAUUAAUUUGAACUUUCCUCGUGUACGACUAGUAUGGUUGUUCUCUAGAACAAAUUUUGAUUUGUUCAGUUUCAUUUUUCAUGAUACUAUUUCUACAAUGUUGUAACCAUUAAAACGUAUCAUUACAUACGAAAGUUCAAAAAGGGUAGCUUUUGCUACGAGUUUUCUAAUCGAGUUUCGAUAAAGGAAUAGCUGGCGAACAAAUUUCGAACUCCUCUCGUUCGAACGCUUAUCAGUCUUCUUUGUAUUCUAGUCCGAGAAAAAUAACGUCGAACCCGUUGAUUCUUCGCGUACUCUUGAUCCCUAAUUUCAGACGAGUCUUCUUCGCGUGUCACUCCGUUUUCUAUAAUGUAAAUAUAUAGUAGAUAGAUACGAUAUAGUAAUAUUUGAGAUUAAUUUGUACCAUCGUUUGUAAUACAACGAUGAAUGAGAUAAAUUAAAAACGCGUUAUAAUAGUUGUUCUUUCCAAGCUGUUUAAGAUACGUCUCGUAAGUAUGACAGCAACACAACUUUCAUUUUUCGCAUGUUGUGUUAUAAUAUCUUUAUACCUUAACGCGAUAAGGAACCAAGUACGACACGUUUGAAAUCCUAUUAAGGAACAAUUUAUCCUUUCGUUUCAACUGAUUUAAAAUGAAUAGAAGAGAAUUGUAAACUGGCUAAUUUCAUAAUCACAGUAUAUCGCUUCCAAUUACUAUAAUUUAAACGGUUUGUACACUGUUUCAAGUGUAACGAUCUUCCUCGCGACUCUCGUGAAUGCUACUCGUCUUUACACUACAAUCGUUACUUUUGUUUUCUCUUUAAAGAGGAUUGUCAUCGUGCGUUGGUGUCUUCGCGUCACUGUAUGCGAAACGUUCAACGAAAUGUUCCAGAAAUAACGUUAUCAAAAUAUAAAUGCUUCGCGAAGAUAUGUAAGAUGAACCGAUGCAUCGUGAUUGAUCGCAAAACGCUAAGUAUAUUUGUAAUCGUAAAUCAAACGAUGAUUUAAGAUAUUUUGUACUGAAGAUUAAACCAUUAAGAAAUUCGACGAUAAUAUUUGACGAAAGAUUUCAAAGUAGCGAAAAAAGAAAUAUUUUAAUCAGGCUAACGCUACUGGUGGGCAAAAUAUUUAUUCAUGACGAAUCGUAUGAGAAGGCAGUUUUACUUUCUUGUAAUUCCGAAUAAACCAACAAAAAUCGCUUAAAAAUGAUUUGUAACGGAAUUUAACAAGCUACAAGACAAAUUAUUUACUUUUAUUCAAACAGACCUGACUUGUUCUACUUUUCUUUCUGCAACUGCCUUCAUUUCGUUGCAAACGUUUCAAUUGUUAUCAGCAAUAUAAUAACAUUUGACAGAAUGGAUCGGCGUGAUUGCAAAUUCGAUCGACUAUAGCAGAAAAAGGAAACUUACGCCGUGCUACGUGUACGACUCGCGACGUGCCGAAGUAGAUAAAAAUCGUCAAAUUCUCGAAAGGAUAUUUGUCUCAAAUGUUACGGAGAAUCGGUAAAGAAAAUCCGUCUCCAAGACAAAUUUCAUACGAAGCUUGUAAAAUAUUGUCAAGAGGAAGAGAAAUCUGAAGAAUCCCGAUAAAACUGAUGGCAUCUCAUUGUGCGAAGCAACCAAUUUGUACAUGGAAAAAAUAAAAGAAAAAUAAAAUAGUAAAAAUCGUCAUACAUUUACAUAUGUACGAAAUAUAUAUGUAUAUAUAAUAUAUAUAUAUAUAUAUAUGCGAGUGUCUAAAGCUUGUAAUAAAUUAAGAAAGUAAAUUCGAAGUGAUCGAAUUUUUCUUGUGCUUUCUAUCUGUGUGUGUUUCAGCUAUUUCUUUGGCCCUGUUCUUUCGUAAUUCUCGUAUAUUCGUGAGCCCAUGGUAAAAUCUCGCAUCGGAAACCGAAGUGAAAAUGCGUAGUCGCUUGUUCUCCCGCGAGGGUCUCGAACGAAAUUGUCAUACAAAGUGUACUCGUCGUAGAAUGUCUACAAAAGAGAUACGAGAACAAUUAUUAUGAAAAACGUUAUCUUGUAAACAGUGUUAAAAUCUUAAGAUAAACAAUGUAAGACUAUUCGCAACAGUAUCAAUAGAAAUGGAUCUGACUAAUAGGAUGCGUAAUGCUUGUUUCUUGGCCCGCCGAUGGUUUUUAUUUCUUUUUUUUUUUUUUCUUUUUUCAUCCGUCUCGUCUUCAAAUUUAAUAUUCUUCAUCUCGCGUGGCUCAGGAGAGAAUCUCGCGGAGCGAGACUCUCGGAUGAAGUAAUAGAAAAAAUCGAUUCGGAGUUUGAUAUUAAAUUUGACGACGAUCCCAUUUCGUCCGACCGUGUCCAGAGGGAAAAAGAAUGAAACGAAUCUUCGCUCAACGAGCACGCUAAUUAUCUCAUAACUAAUUCAAGGCGAAAAUUCCAAAGCUUUUUCCCCUCUGCGACGGUCGGGGAAUCACUUUUGCGACGCGCUACAAUGAAUUAUAACAAUCGAUCGUUCAUCGUGGGAGUGGUGUUUCUCGCUGGUGCACGUUCCUUGAGAAAUUUCGCGAUCGAUUUCUCGAACACACUAUGUACAGAUCAUCGAAUGAAUAGAAUGCAACGUGAACAUAUGUGUACAUGUGUAUAUUUAGUGUGUAGGUGUGUAUAUGCCAGCGGUAUGCGUUUUGUAUAUUUGAUGGAUUACAGAGAUGUUACGCUACGUUUUGCGUGUACACGCGGCAUGGGAGGAGAAGAACGAAAAAAGAACGUAAAAGAGGAAUCUUAACAGGAGUCUUUGAUGACUUCAGUCUCGCAUAGAAAUCACGCCAGGUUCGCUCUCGAUGUCGAAUGCGGUUUUUGGUCGAUUCGCGAUUGUGAUGUCUCUUUGGAUUUCUACGCACAAUUCUCUUUUCUCUAUAUUGAAAAAACUUCGAGGCGGUAUACAGAUACAGCUAUGGCGAUAGCUACGUGUACGAGAAACAUUCAUCAGGCAAUAUUCCUUAACUGCAGUUUCUGAAUAAACACACUACGUCGCACGUUUUUUAUUUUUUUUUUCUUCUAAACUUGAUUAGCUACUUAAUGGAUAGCGCGAAUGCCUCCGGAAUGUUCGACUUUCAAAGAACCGUUUCAAGGACAGCCAUCUUCCACCCACGAACUUUUCACCUGAUACCGAUUCUUGUCACACUCUGAUACAUGGAUCUUUUGAGUUGCAUCCAUCCUCAAAAACACACGGAUUUCAUAUGAAAAUCCUCUUCGUACAGCGAAGGUUCUUCCGUAAUUUCUUCAUUCGCCUCUCCUUCUUCUUACAUUUAUGAAAACGAUUCUUUCUUAUGACGUAUCGUAUUGAUGACGAUGACGAUUGACAGGGGCACCCACGAGGCUCGAAACGCGUUACAACAAGAACAAGGAUCUCUGUCGAGUCCACGAAAAAUCUACCUUAGUCGCUUUUUCUUUGUUGGGCGAAGAACAAGGUCUAUUUUCCCCUACGUUCUUAAAGACGAUAAGAACGCGGGAAACGCCGACUUCGUGCCUCGUGAAAACGUCGUUCACGAAGGAUGAUUACUCAAAUGAGAGCUAGUCUAGCCGUCGAUAAUAAUUUAUUAUUAUUUUAUUGUUGUUAUUAUCGUUAUAUAAAAAGUGAUGAGAGAAAUCCUUGUAACUAUCUAUCAUUUAACAACGAAGACAUCCUUCCUCUUAGUUAUCUUUUUGUAACUUUCUGGAUGAAUGUAUAUACCUUCCUUUUUGAAUAUAUUUCCGGCUUUUUCCAUUCACCUCUUGGCAAACUCACUUCCGUUUCCCAUCAGCUGCCGCCACUUUUCUUUCCGCAUUCUUUGGCUAUGUCCUGGCGUUUCGUUCACUUAAAACAGCGUAUCACGCGUUAUUUAAGUGUUCUUUUGUACAUAAUAUACACGCACUAUAUAUUAUAUUUAUAUAUAUCGUACUUUAUAUUCGCUCGUAAUUCGAAAGAGGCAGUAUUGCUAAUGGCUUCUUAUCGUCCAUCGUAAAAGGAUUUACUAAAAUGAGUUCCACUAGUUUUUCCACCUCUUCCUUUUCCUUCGUUUCUCAUCGUGUGUUUCGCCGCUUUUUCACGUUGAAAUAGGACCCAAAAGUAUUCGCCGGAGACUCUUAUCGAUCGAACGAACGAGAAAUUAAAAGAAAAGAAAAUAGGCGAGAAACGUCGAAUGAGAAAAAUUAUUUGCGAGAGGUCGGGAUGAUGGCGAAGAAAAAGAAAACGAGCGGUAAAAAAAUAACCAAAACGCCACGUUUCAUUUUUUCCAAGUACUUUUAUUCACCUUAUUAUGACUUCAGAAAAAAAAUCUAUUCCUUCACUUGCUUUCUCAUGCUGUUGUUCCUGAUGUCACAAUCGAUCCGAUAUAUUAUCACGGUUCCCCUAUGCAUUCGAUUAACUAAACGAUUCAAAACCAGCACUCGCAUCCUUGUCCGCGGACAAGGAGACCUACCAACGGGAAUAGUAAAGAAAAGAACGAAAUGAAUAACAAACUGCUCCACUUACACAAACCUCUGCGUUUUCUUUCACGUUUUUUCCUUUUUCUAAUUGGUUUAUUCUUGCGUUUGUCGUUACUAUGACUAGAGACUUAAUAAAUCGUUAAUUUUGUAUGACUACUCGUCGAUAGUAUAUAUAUAUAUAUUAUAUAUAUAUAUAGUAUAAUAUAUAUAUAAUAUAAUAUAUAUUAUAUAUAUAUAUAUAUUUUGUAUUCGUACAAAGAAUAAGAAACCAUAUUGCUUCAGUGGCUCGAGGCUUCGAAAUACAAAAACGAGAAGCCUUCUCCGAGAGGCCACGGAAUUACGAAAUACAAAAAGCACAGAUCUUGUGUUUCCAUUAUUUUUUUUUUUUUUUCGUUUUAUAACUCUUUUUCUUUUUAAAUAUUUAAGUACCCUUCUUCCUUCAUUUUGAACACCGUUGCAAUGCUCUACGCAGACAACUAAGGUCUCUGUUCUUUUCAGAAGAAGAAAAUAUCUGUUUUCGUUUUGAAAUUUUAAAUGUCAAACUAUCGUAAAAAUCGAAGGAAGAAGGCCUUCAUUUCGUAUUGGCGCGGAGAAAAGAUUUUUUAUGUUAUAUCUUGUUAUUUUUUGCCUAAUUGGUCGCUAGAAGAUAUGGAGGCGUGUGACAUAAGCGCGAUUAGUCGAAAAGAGUGAUAUCAAAAAACCGAUUAUAAAUGUUAUCGUUCAGGAAAAGUAUUUCUCGUUUAUCUGUUUGUAACGCAAUAAUAGAAUAACGUCUUUAGAAACUCCUUAAAGACUUCUUGAUAGUUCCUUUAACAGUUUUUUUCUUUUUUUUUUUUAAAUCAGAUUACAUACUUGUUCUGUUAGGAAAACAAUUGCUGGUUUUCGCGUUCCGGAAGCCACGCUUCCCUUACUGACUCACUUAGUCAUUUUUCUUUAACAGUUGGUGAUCUCAACAGGAACCAACAGUGGUUAAAAUAUAUUCAAAGCAAUUUACAUUAAACCACUAAGAUCGCAAUAAGUCGUACAUGUUGUAUAACGUCCUUGCUGAUCACCAGAAUAUUAAAUGCAAAUAAGAAUGCAAUAAAAUAUAGGAAAAAAACAA
Molecule: messenger RNA, 11186 nt
Organism: Bombus huntii
Lineage: Eukaryota; Metazoa; Arthropoda; Insecta; Hymenoptera; Apidae
Exons: 7
Coding region: 273-3647 (1124 amino acids)
Source: RefSeq, a predicted model, not a curated record